AUGACGGUGUUGGCCGGCACGAUAGGCUACAUGGCGCCGGAGUACUUCUACACCGGCAAGGCAAGUAAGGAAUCCGAUGUCUACAGCUUCGGGAUCGUGGCGUUGGAGAUAGCAUGCGGUAGAAGACCAUUAAUGGUGGAGGAGAGCGGCACGGUCGAACUGGCUCGAUGUGUGUGGGAGCUCUACGGGAGGAAGAUGAUUCUCGAGGCGGCGGAUGAGAAUCUAAAGGGCGAAUUUGAUCAAAAACAAAUGGAGUGCUUGAUGGUCGUGGGGUUAUGGUGUGCUCAUCCUGAUCCAAAGCUACGGCCGUCGAUGAAACAGGCCAUUAACGUGCUCAACUUUGAUUCUCCUUGGCCGGAGCUCCCUCCGGCGAUGCCGGUGCCUACUUACGGCCCGGCUCCGUUAUCUGAGUUGACUACUACGAGGCAGGAGCACGAGUUCUGA
Messenger RNA from Zingiber officinale, 444 nucleotides. RefSeq names its product L-type lectin-domain containing receptor kinase IX.1-like. NCBI's taxonomy places the organism in Eukaryota, Viridiplantae, Streptophyta, Magnoliopsida, Zingiberales, Zingiberaceae. Gene Ontology annotation, biological process: protein phosphorylation. Gene Ontology annotation, cellular component: plasma membrane. The record is from RefSeq and is a predicted model, not a curated record. The transcript has a single exon. Gene Ontology annotation, molecular function: ATP binding; protein kinase activity. The coding region runs from base 1 to 444 and encodes 147 amino acids.